AUGCUGCCCAAAGGAAAAAGCAGUUUAGGGAAAAGUGGAGCUACCUCCCGGAGUGGUCGUUCUUCUGACAAGAAGGCUCAGGGUCCCAAAUGUGGCAACGAUGCAGUAAAGGUCAGACACUUUCCAUGUAAAAAACAAGGGAAAACCAUGGGAGCCACGGAAAAGUUAAAGUCUGGAAAGAUAUCCAAUGAAGUGGCUGUCAUGAAGAUAGAGCUGGGCAAAGGGGUGACCAGAGGUAUCAUGGUGGGACCAUUUCCAGAAGCAGCAUUUGCCUUGCCUAUGAGUGGGCUGGGUAAGUCUGUGUUUAUAGAUCCUCCAAUUACAAUAAAAUUUGGAUAUCAUCUUAUGGUGACUGAAAGGAGAAAAUAAAAUUCUACAAAAGACUGAAAAAAAUAUAGUGGCCAAAAAAUGAAAAACUAAAAUCAUUUAAAAAAUAAAAUUGUUUUUCUCUUUUCUGAAAAAAAAACAGAAACAAAAAUAAUAAAUUAUGGUAUAGUUACACUAAAAGAAAUGGCUGAACUAUAAUCUGGAGGCAGCAGAUCGGCGACUC
Molecule: messenger RNA, 550 nt
Organism: Lutra lutra (Eurasian river otter)
Lineage: Eukaryota; Metazoa; Chordata; Mammalia; Carnivora; Mustelidae
Product: peptidyl-prolyl cis-trans isomerase NIMA-interacting 4-like
Exons: 1
Coding region: 1-369 (122 amino acids)
Biological process (GO): rRNA processing
Molecular function (GO): peptidyl-prolyl cis-trans isomerase activity; DNA binding
Source: RefSeq, a predicted model, not a curated record